AUGUUGAGUGCCCGAACGAGACUCGGGAGCUUUAGGGUUGUCGGAACUUGCUUCCGGAGGUUUAUCAAUUGUAAUGCGUGCGGUAUAGUUCUACAAGACAAGGAUCCCGCUAGAGCCGGCUUUUACAUCAAACCAAAGAGGCCGAUUGUGAAUAGGCUUGCGAAAUUGGAGGAUGUGAAGUAUCUGCUGUUUAGCCAGGAACUUCAGAAAGCAAAGGAUAGUGUUCCAGUGGGUUCAUUAGACGAGCUGAGAAAAUCGAAGUCGCACUCUUUGAGCUGCAAGCGAUGCAAUGAUGCAUUACACUCGAAUAGAUAUACCAAGGAGGGUUUUGCGAGAUUUAGCUUUGAUCAGGUGUUGGAAUUUGUGCCGAGGAACAGCAAUGUUGUUCACGUCGCAUCAUUACCGGAGUUUCCUUUCCAUCUGGUUAAAAAAGUGCUGCAGGAUGCCAAUUUCAAGUCAUCGCUUGUGCUAACAAAAGGAGACCAGCUUGUCAAGGAUAAGGCUACCUUGCAGAGGAAAGUAGAUCUCUUUUUCAGGGACUUUUUGAAAUACCAUUUGCGCAUUCCUACGAACAAAGUGAUUGCCACGUCUGCGAUUCGUAAAUGGAACAUACCGACGGUUUACGCGAAUCUUAGUUCAUCGAGCUACUUGCUGGGGAACGCGAAUGUGGGCAAGUCGACGUUGAUCAACGGCUUAUUGCAGAAGUUCCCAGGCAGCAAGAUGGACGGAGAGGGACUCGCGUCGACGCCAACGGAGACAGGUCAACUGGCGGGAGUUCUACAUAUACCGAAUAUGACAAGAAAUUUACAAGCAUUCAAAGUUGCUGACAAGGUGAUAAACGAUCUCCCUGGUUUUACGACAGACUUGAACGAAGUUGACUUAGAAGAUAUCAUUGAGCGAGAAUGGCUGGACAAGAUUCGGAAGACUGAUCAGUUCAAGGUCAGGAAGCUGAAAAAGAAGACAUAUAUCUCUCUCAGAGGGACCGAAAAUGGCGGUUGCUUAACUCUUGGUGGCAUUUUCUUUCUCGUGCCUCCGCCGGAGACUAUCAACCAGGUGGUUAAAUACAUACCCGGAGCCGUACAUCAGUUCGCCAACGUCGCAAAAGGCCUCGAGGUGUUCAAGUUGUGUAAGGAGUCCCCAGAUCAUGCUUUGGCAAAAUCCUGUGGUAUUAAACCAAACGUCUGUUCUAUCGAUGCGUACGCCAGGCACAUUAUUCCACCAUUUCAAGGUAGCAUUGAAAUUGUGUUCAAGGACAUCGGAUAUGUACUGCUGCGCUCUACCGGCAAGUAUAACUUUACGAAGCCUUACGAAAUCUGGGUUCCCAAAGGUAUAGACGUGUGUGUCAGAGAACCAUUGUCUUCUCUUAUCGAAGAGGGCUAUGAGAACAGCGUGGAGUCUCGCGGCAAAAAACCAGCAUGUCCUCGCAGCAGACCGCUGGUCAGUUCAACAUACAUAGUUCCACAGGAUGAGACCAACCCUUUGGAGAGGAUGAAAUUGAUGUAUUUACAGCGGACCGAAAGGGACCUAUCUUCCAGACGCCAUCACAACGUCAAUCCUUGGGAUGUGGUCAAGACAUUGCACGACGAGCCACCUAACUUGUACUGGCACUACAAAUGGUGA
Molecule: messenger RNA, 1620 nt
Organism: Torulaspora globosa
Lineage: Eukaryota; Fungi; Ascomycota; Saccharomycetes; Saccharomycetales; Saccharomycetaceae
Gene: GEP3
Product: Gep3p
Exons: 1
Coding region: 1-1620 (539 amino acids)
Cellular component (GO): mitochondrion
Molecular function (GO): GTP binding
Source: RefSeq, a predicted model, not a curated record